AUGUGGAACAAAACCAGAACGACGCUUCUGGCUGUUGGUGUCUUAUUUCAUUUGUUUUACCUAUGGUCUAUUUUUGAUAUUUAUUUCAUUUCACCGCUCGUCCAUGGUAUGAGCCCAUAUCAAAGUACUCCAACCCCUCCUGCAAAGAGAUUGUUUUUAAUUGUUGGUGAUGGUUUACGUGCGGAUACUACUUUUGAUAAAGUCACUCACCCAGUGACCGGAAGAACAGAAUUUCUGGCACCUUUUAUCAGAUCUUUAGUUGUAAAUAAUGCCACAUACGGUAUUUCACACACCAGAAUGCCCACCGAAUCCCGUCCUGGUCAUGUUGCUAUGAUUGCUGGGUUUUACGAGGAUGUUAGUGCCGUCACAAAAGGUUGGAAGUCAAACCCUGUCAAUUUUGACAGUUUUUUCAACCAAUCUACUCACACCUAUUCAUUUGGUUCACCUGACAUUUUACCUAUGUUCAAAGAUGGUGCCUCUGACCCAAACAAAGUUGACACCUGGAUGUAUGAUCACACUUUCGAAGAUUUUACGCAAUCUUCUAUCGAACUAGAUGCCUAUGUCUUCAGGCAUUUAGAUCAAUUAUUCCGCAAUUCCACACUAAACUCAACCUUGGAUUAUGAAAUUAGGCAAGACGGUAACGUAUUCUUUCUACACCUAUUAGGCUGUGAUACUGCUGGACAUUCUUAUAGACCAUAUUCUGCCGAGUACUAUGAUAAUGUCAAAUAUAUCGACGAUCAAAUCCCUAUCCUUAUAGAAAAGGUCAACAAAUUUUUUGCUGAUGACAAAACUGCGUUUAUCUUUACAGCAGAUCAUGGUAUGAGUGCGUUUGGAUCACAUGGUGAUGGUCAUCCUAACAACACAAGAACUCCUCUUGUCGCUUGGGGUGCGGGUUUGAAUAAACCAGUACAUACUACCUUUCCGGUAUCCGAUAACUAUACUGAAAAUUGGGAACUUUCGAACAUUAAAAGAAAUGACGUCAAACAAGCUGAUAUUGCUUCUUUAAUGUCAUACUUGAUCGGUGUAAACUAUCCUAAAAACUCGGUCGGCGAGUUACCAAUAGCAUAUAUUGAUGGAAAAGAAAGUGAUAAGCUCGCCGCGUUGUACAACAACGCAAGAAGUAUUCUAGAGCAGUACUUGGUCAAACAAAAUGAGGUUAUAGACUCUCAAUUUUUUUACAAGGAAUACUUCAAGUUUCUCGAAAAGUCUCAUUUUCAUUACUUAGAGGAGAUAGAAACCCUAAUCCAGCGUAUAUCUGAAGGUGAGAACUAUUUGGAACAAGAAGCGAUUACACUUACAGAGGAACUAAUGCAGAUAACGUUGGAGGGUCUGCAUUACUUAACAACCUAUAAUUGGAGAUUUAUCAGGACUAUUGUUACAUUCGGGUUUGUUGGGUGGAUUUUUUUCUCUUUUAUAAUAUUUUUGAGGUCAUUUAUUUUAGAGAAUGUCACCGAUGACCAAAAAGCGUCACCAUUAACCCAUGCAACAUUUGGUUCCGUAGGAAUUUUAUUAAAUUGGAUUUUGUACUACCAACAUUCUCCCUUUAACUUUUACAUGUAUCUUCUUUUCCCAUUAUACUUUUGGAGCUAUAUUUUUACAAAUAGAUCUGUACUACGUUCAGGUAUCAAGGAAUUUUUCAAAGGUACCUCUCCUUGGAAAAGGGCUCUAAUUACAAUUUCGAUUAUCUCAGUUUAUGAGGGGAUUGUAUAUGGGUUUUUCCAUAGAUGGACGUUUACACUAAUCACAAAUUUGUUGGCAUUUUAUCCAUUUAUUUGUGGUGUGAGAGAGCUUCCCGCGAAUGUAUGCUGGAUCGUAACUAGCGUUCUUUUAUCUACAUUUACCUUAUUCGACGCUGUUAAAAUUGAGAACUUAAACCAAAUUCACUUAGCAGGGUUAUUAAUUAUAAUCAGUGCCUUCUAUGCUCUUUACAAAAUACAUCCUAACAUAAACUCCUAUACGCGUGGUAUAUUCACCAUUCAAAUUUCCCUGGUAGCAGCUAUGUUGGUGGUUACUCAUCGUUCUGUUACCUCUUUGCAGCUAAGACAAGGGCUACCAAGAGAAUCACAGGUUGCUGGAUGGAUAAUUUUUUUUGUAUCUCUUUUCGUGAUGCCAAUUUUACAUUACAGGAAGCCUAACAAUGACUACAAAGUGAGGUUAUUGAUAAUUUAUUUAACUUUCGCGCCGUCCUUUAUCAUUUUGACCAUAUCGUUUGAGUCCCUGUUCUACUUCUUGUUCACUAUUUACAUGAUACAGUGGAUUGAAAUUGAGAACAAAAUUAAGGAAAUGAAAACCGAAAAGGACGAGAAUUGGUUACAAGUGUUAAGGGUUUCAGUGAUAGGGUUCUUUUUACUUCAAGUCGCAUUCUUUGGAACCGGUAACGUCGCUUCCAUCUCUUCAUUUUCAUUAGAGUCUGUUUGUAGGUUGCUACCAAUUUUUGAUCCCUUCCUGAUGGGCGCAUUAUUGAUGUUGAAAUUGAUAAUUCCUUAUGGGCUGUUAUCCACAUGUCUAGGCAUACUGAAUUUAAAAUUAAACAUCAAAGACUACACAAUCUCGUCAUUGAUCAUCUCCAUGAGCGAUAUUUUGUCCUUGAAUUUUUUCUAUCUUUUAAGAACGGAGGGAUCGUGGUUAGAUAUUGGCAUCACAAUUUCUAACUAUUGUUUGGCAAUUUUAUCAUCCUUGUUCAUGCUCAUUUUGGAAGUAAUUGGCCAUGUGUUGCUAAAAAAUGUCAUUAUACAGGAUGAAACCAAGAAAACACAAUAG
Messenger RNA from Saccharomyces paradoxus, 2760 nucleotides. It is a transcript of the gene MCD4, whose product is annotated as mannose-ethanolamine phosphotransferase MCD4. Gene Ontology annotation, cellular component: endoplasmic reticulum membrane. The record is from RefSeq and is a predicted model, not a curated record. Gene Ontology annotation, biological process: GPI anchor biosynthetic process. Gene Ontology annotation, molecular function: mannose-ethanolamine phosphotransferase activity. The transcript has a single exon. The coding region runs from base 1 to 2760 and encodes 919 amino acids. NCBI's taxonomy places the organism in Eukaryota, Fungi, Ascomycota, Saccharomycetes, Saccharomycetales, Saccharomycetaceae.